CAGAAUUUGUGGCCACCAAUCAUUGUCCAUAUUUAUAUAUAUGUGAGAAGUCUCCACACAAAUCAUUUGUAGACUGCUCUUCUCCCACUCUCUCUGAAGAAACAAAAGAGAACAGUUAUCCACCAAGAUUGAGACAAACACAUUUAUUGGAUAUGGCUGAGGCUCCACCUGUUGUUCCAAGUGAUGAGUUGUUGGAAUGGCCAAAAAAGGACAAGCGCAGGCUUUUACAUGCUGUGUAUCGUGUUGGUGACCUUGAUCGCACCAUCAAGUUUUACACAGAAUGUUUUGGGAUGAAACUUUUGAGGAAGCGAGACAUUCCAGAGGAGAAGUAUUCAAAUGCUUUUCUUGGGUUUGGACCAGAAGAAUCUAAUUUUGUAGUGGAGUUAACCUAUAACUAUGGAGUGGACAAAUAUGACAUCGGAACAGGCUUUGGGCAUUUUGCUAUUGCAACUAAAGAUGUUUACAAAAUGGUGGAAGACAUAAGGGCCAAGGGUGGCAAUAUCACAAGGGAGCCUGGUCCAGUUAAAGGUGGAACGACUGUCAUUGCUUUUGUGAAAGACCCUGAUGGCUACAUAUUUGAGCUAAUCCAGAGAGGUCCUACUCCUGAACCACUUUGUCAAGUAAUGCUUCGUGUUGGUGACCUUGAUCGCUCUAUCAAGUUCUAUGAAAAGGCCUUGGGGAUGAAAAUGCUGAGAAAGAUUGACAUGCCAGGACAGAAGUACUCCAUAGCCAUGAUGGGGUAUGCUGAUGAAAUGGAGACAACUGUUCUGGAGUUGACAUACAACUACGGUGUGACUGAAUAUACCAAAGGAAAUGCAUACGCACAGGUUGCCAUAAAUACAGAUGAUGUGUACAAAAGUGCUGAGGUUGUUAACCUGGUUACCCAAGAGCUUGGAGGAAAGAUAACUCGACAACCAGGACCAAUUCCCGGAAUCAACACCAAGAUCACCUCUUUUCUAGAUCCAGAUGGCUGGAAGACAGUUCUGGUUGACAAUGAAGAUUUUCUGAAGGAACUGGAGAAGGCGUAAUUGCAUUGUGUUGUGCAUUAACAAAAAACUGGCAGUGCCUCUAAAAAUAUGAAUAAAGUCAGUUUGUGCAAUUGUUGUGAAGUAGUAGUGCCUUGUUUUGAUGCUGCUUUGUCAUCUGUUUAGACAAGCUAUGUCAAGUACUUUCUAUUGUAUCAUACCUACUUGUAUAAGCAUCUUCAUGUAUGUGCUUUUGCGUUGCUAUUGUGCUUGUAAUUUUUGCUAUUGUUUUACCAACUUGAGUCAUGAAGUCAUAAAUUUAGAAAUCAUGGUCUGCCCUAGGGAUGGGCGUCUGUUGUGUUGGGUCGUAUUCAUGUCGAGUUAUUUUGGAUUAUGUCAAAAUUAUCUUUCCACGAA
Molecule: messenger RNA, 1382 nt
Organism: Camellia sinensis
Lineage: Eukaryota; Viridiplantae; Streptophyta; Magnoliopsida; Ericales; Theaceae
Source: RefSeq, a predicted model, not a curated record